CAAAUACAAAUCAAAUUCGAAAUAUUUUUUAAAAAGUAGGUCCCCGCUGAUUCCCUUGUUGCCAAAGCGGUGUGCUGCACAUCUUUGCCAAAAUUCUCAUCCCCAAUUUCUUCGCCGAAUUUCGGAACCCUAAUUUUGGAUUUUAGGACGUUAAAAUCGUGCAAUUCAUUUGACAAUUUGAGGGUUGAUAAUUGAAAUCUUGCUGCAACUAAAAUGGAAGUGAAUGGAAAGUUUGAUCUAAAUGUUCCUUUAUUGGAACCUCAGGACAGUGUGACGGUUAACAUCUAUCCACCAAGUCCAUGUGGCGUCGAGAAGAUUAAAGUGGUGAAAUUCCAGAUAAAGGGUAUUGAGUGUGCAUCAUGCUCGAACUCAGUAGAAUCCGUGUUAGGGAAACUCAAUGGAAUUAGGAGUGUUGUUGUAUCAUCAAUGGAUGGACAAGCUGUUGUCAAAUACAUGCCGGAAAUUGUUGAUUCAAAAAGAAUAAAAGAAACCGUAGAAAAUGCAGGAUUUCAAGUUGAGGGGUAUCCUGAUCAAGAAAUAGAAGUAUGUCGACUGAAAAUAAAAGGAAUGGCAUGCACUAGCUGCUCAGAGGCCGUUGAACGCGCACUCUCAGAUGCUGAUGGGGUGAAAAAGGCCGUGGUAGGUCUUGCUCUUGAGGAAGCCAAGGUUCACUUUGACCCAAAUGUCACAAACCUUAACCAAAUCAUAAAAGCGGUUGAAGAUGCUGGUUUUGAAGCUGAUCUUAUUAACCCUGGGAAUGAUGUGAACAAAGUGCACCUAAAGCUUGAUGGAGUUCAUACCCUUGAAGACGCCAACACUAUUAGAACUGCUCUUGAGCUAGCUGUUGGUGUCAAUCACGUUGACAUGGAUAUGGAAGAAAAAAAGAUCACUGUAAGCUAUGAUCCUGAUGUAACUGGUCCUAGAUCUCUGAUAAAAUUGAUUAGAGAGGCUUCUACUGGCCUAAAUUCGUAUGAUGCAAGCUUGUAUGUCCCUCCAAGACAGAGAGAUUUGGAUCAUAGAAAUGAGAUUCAUAAGUACAAAAAUCAGUUCUUAUGGAGUUGCCUUUUUUCUGUCCCGGUGCUUGUUUUCUCCAUGGUACUCCCAAUGCUUCCUCCUUAUGGGGAUUGGUUAAACUACAGGAUUCACAACUUGCUUACUGUUGGAAUGUUGCUGAGAUGUAUCCUUUGCGCACCAGUGCAGUUCAUCAUUGGACGAAGGUUUUAUGUUGGGGCAUAUCAUGCGUUAAGGCGAAAAUCUGCUAAUAUGGAUGUUCUAGUGGCAGUGGGAACCAAUGCUGCUUACAUCUACUCUCUCUACAUAUUGCUUAAAUCCCUGACUUCCCUUGACUUUGAAGGGCAAGAUUUUUUUGAGACAAGUGCUAUGUUAAUAUCUUUUAUUCUUUUGGGCAAAUAUUUGGAGAUUGUGGCGAAGGGGAAGACUUCAGAUGCUUUAGCAAAGCUGUCAGAGCUUGCUCCAGAUACGGCGUGCUUGGUGACAAUGGAUGGCAGUGGAAAUAUCAUCUCAGAAACAGAAAUAAGCACUCAACUUAUACAGAGAAAUGACUUGUUUAAGAUUGUUCCUGGAGCAAAGGUUCCUGUUGAUGGGAUCGUUAUUGAUGGUCAAAGUUAUGUAAAUGAAAGUAUGAUCACGGGAGAAGCAAAGCCAGUUACUAAAAGACCUGGUGAUAAGGUCAUUGGUGGGACUUCAAAUGAGAAUGGAUGUAUCAUAGUGAAGGCUACACAUGUUGGAUCAGAGACUGCCCUUUCUCAGAUUGUUCAACUUGUGGAGGCUGCUCAGUUGGCCAGAGCCCCUGUUCAGAAGUUGGCUGACCAAAUAUCAAGGUUUUUUGUUCCAACUGUAGUUGCUGCAGCAUUUAUUACAUGGGUUGCAUGGUUUGUCACUGGAGUAGCUGGUCUUUAUCCAAAACAUUGGAUCCCAAAAGCCAUGGACAAAUUUGAACUUGCUCUGCAGUUUGGAAUAUCUGUUGUUGUGGUUGCUUGUCCAUGUGCUCUGGGACUGGCGACUCCUACUGCAGUUAUGGUUGCUACUGGGAAGGGUGCUUCACUUGGUGUGCUCAUCAAGGGGGGAGCAGCUCUACAGAAGGCACACAAGGUUAAAGCUGUGGUCUUUGAUAAGACAGGAACAUUGACUGUAGGAAAGCCAGUUGUUGUCAGCACUGUUCUCUUUUCUGGGGUUACAAUGAAGGAAUUAUGUGAUAUGGCAAUUGCUAUAGAGGCAAACAGCGAGCACCCCCUAGCUAAAGCUGUGGCUGAACACGCUAAGGUUCAGCGUAAGAAACAUGAAUCAUUGGCCGACCAUGUUGAAGAUGUAAAGGAUUUUGAGGUGCAUCCUGGAGCUGGAGUUUGUGGAAAGGUCGGCGAGAAGAUAGUUUUGGUAGGAAACAAGAGGCUCCUGCAGGUUCAUAGUGUUCCAAUCAACUAUGAAGUCGAGGAGUAUAUCUCAGGGACAGAAAAAUUGGCUCAAACUUGUGUGUUAGUUGCCAUUGAUGGCAAGGUUGCAGGGGCUUUUGCUGUGACUGAUCCAGUGAAGCCGGAGGCAGGCCAUGUCAUUAGACAUCUUCAGUCUAUGGGCGUCACAAGCAUCAUGGUAACUGGUGAUAACUGGGGUACUGCAACAGCAAUAGGAAGAGAAGUUGGUAUUAAUCAAGUUUUUGCUGAAACAGAUCCAAUUGGAAAAGCUGGGAAGAUAAAAGAAAUUCAGAUGAAAGGUCUAACGGUAGCAAUGGUGGGAGACGGCAUUAAUGACUCCCCUGCCCUAGUUGCAGCUGAUGUUGGAAUGGCAAUAGGCGCUGGCACUAAUGUUGCUAUUGAGGCAGCUGAUAUAGUUCUAAUUAAGAGCAACCUAGAAGAUGUCGUGACAGCCAUUGACCUUUCUCAAAAGACAAUGUCCAAGAUUCGGCUUAACUACGUUUGGGCCCUUGGCUAUAAUGUCCUAGCCAUGCCUAUUGCUGCAGGAAUUUUGUUUCCAUUCACUGGUAUUCGGCUUCCGCCUUGGGUUGCUGGGGCUUGCAUGGCCGCUUCAUCCCUUAGUGUGGUCUGUUCUUCUCUGUUGUUGCAGUCUUACAAGAAGCCUUUGAAUGUUGAAAGAAUUUGAUGACCGAAGCUUUAUCUUCAAAUAUUUAGGCAUAACUGUAGAGGUUUUUAUUGCCAAGUGUAAAGUAUGUUCAAUUAUUAUUUCUAACUGUUCUAAUUGAUUCCCAUAAUCUCAGAUGCUUUACUUGAUCUCUUACCCACUAA
Molecule: messenger RNA, 3257 nt
Organism: Chenopodium quinoa (quinoa)
Lineage: Eukaryota; Viridiplantae; Streptophyta; Magnoliopsida; Caryophyllales; Amaranthaceae
Product: copper-transporting ATPase HMA4-like
Exons: 9
Coding region: 214-3114 (966 amino acids)
Biological process (GO): monoatomic cation transport
Cellular component (GO): membrane
Molecular function (GO): copper ion binding; ATP hydrolysis activity; ATP binding
Source: RefSeq, a predicted model, not a curated record